AUGACCUCAGUUCCAGAGCGUCUCAGCUACCUUUCUGAGAUGCACUUGCUGUUUACUAAUCUUCUAUAUGGAGAGAAAUCCGACUCAGAUUCUGUAAUAUCUGAGGCAAUAUCAAACGACGAACAGAAUGAUAGGGAUUUUUUCACGUUUGAAAGGGCAAUUGCAGCUGUAUCAGGAGCCUGCGCGAAUAUCAGAGAUAUUGACGACAUCGAAAACAAGAGCGAAGACAAUGACUUGAAACUUCAACAUGCACUUGAAGACCACCUCGGAGCAUUUAGCGCCCGGUUGCCCAUCCUCAAUGAAGCUAAUGCGGAAGACUUGCCAUCUCCUUGUAGCAAAUAUGAUGACUCAAUUCAUAAGAUACAUCAAUAUGGCGAGUCUAUACUCACAACGGGUUCUCUUAGUCGCGAAGUGCGUAAUGGACUUCUUCCAAAGUCAGAGUCACAAUGGAGGGAGGGAGUCAUCGGCUUCACUGAGGUGAAUGAGAUGGUAGAGAAGAGAGUACACAAAAGGCACUUCGAGCAACUUGGAGGAAAUACUAGCAAAGUAUUCAAAGCUUUCAUGGGGGCAGAGCACAUAGAUCUGCCCUUGGACAAUUUGUUUUACCACUUGGUAAGCGGAACAUGCCAGCAUCAAGACCACGGAGCAUGGCUUAAGCUUUCUGGAUGGGAGAAUAUCCAAGAAAAGAGUGUGUUCCACAUGCUUCUUUCUCCUUGUGAGACUGCCAAAGGAUGCGAAGCUUUUCAAUGCUAUACAUCGUGCACUCUGGAAAGACAUGAUGCUAAGAGCCACGGUGGAGACCUGAAUAUUUGCGAAGAAACACAGGAAGCCCAAGUUCUGAACACUCCCCUUUGGCUAUCAUUCAACCGUACCAAUAUGUGGUUAGCCAGCACCAAAGGCCUCGAAGCAAUCAGCCGCGCAAAGAGAGAGAACAGAGGCCAUAUUCCGCUAGAACAGUUAAUGCAACAGAGGCAACUGAAGACCUCAGACAUACAUAUGGAAGUAAAUAAGUUCCAUUUGGCUUAUCGGUUGGUGUGCUCUCUACGCCACCUUUAUCUCGGUUCCUGGAUCCAACAAGAUUUGACCUUGAAGAGCAUCUUUGUUAUGAACGAUACAAGUGCAAACGUUGAAGAUAUAUUGGCUGAGCCUUAUAUCAAUUGUUUGUUGCAGACCAUUCCCAGAGACACGAAUACUGUUAUCAAAGACUUCAAUUCUGGAAGACGAAUGUUUUCAAGAUUCUUCCUGUCGCUCGCCCAAGUCCUUAUCGAUAUCUUCAAGGGCGAGAUCGGGCGGUAUGAUUAUGGGAGCGAUCUCAAGUCAUGGUACGAUGCUCUCUGUGAAGAGGCAGAAGUACUUCUGAAGGACGACUUGGUCAAACAUUAUCGAAGGGCUGUAUAUAGCAGUCUUUUAUUUUUCAAGCAUUAUCGUGUUGGGGUGGAGAAAACCGAAAAGACUGAAUUAGGGGCCCGGCGGGUGAUCCUGGAGCACAUCGUUGCUCCACUUAGAACGAACCUUGACAUUUGGGAAGCGCAGGUUUCGCAGUGUGGAAAGGCUCCUGCACGCAACGAUAAUCAUGGUGCUCACAGGGCACUAGAUCAUCGACCAGUCCUGCCCACGUUCACGUUGUUUUCUGAUGAAGACGACAGAAAUGAGAUGCUAGAGUCCACUCGGCUUCGAAUCCCAUCUGAACAUGACUUUUCCACACGCAUGGCUAGAUUUGUCGAAAGGUACAUACUCAGAGUGCCCGGAGCCAAUAUCCCAGCAGGUCUCCGUCAUAAAAGAGUCAGGGUUGUUAUCAUUGACACAGGAUUUUGUCCCAACGAUGACCCGUUUUUCAUCAACGCUAGAAAGAGAGUUCGUAAUUGUCGAAGCUUUAUUGGCGAGGAGGAUGAUUGGGAAGACAUACACGGUCACGGAACACAUGUCGCCAGAUUGGUGCUGCGCCACGCCCCAGAAUGCGAAGUAUAUGUUGCCAAGAUCUCCGACACGCGCUAUUUUUCGGAAGAUCAAGUCGGGCGGCUUGCCGAGGCACUUGAAUGGGCAGGUGAGCAAGCUGACAUCAUCAAUCUGUCUUUCGGUCUUGGGCAGCAAUGCCCCUCUUUACAGUUGGAACGAGUACUGGACAAGCUUGUGUUGAAUCGCAAGCUGAUAUUUGCAGCUGCAUCCAACUCGGGUGGCAACAGAUCUAGGCCCUGGCCAGCUAACCAUCCAGGUGUCUUUUGCAUUCACGCAACUAACGAACGCGCUGUACCGAAUCUGAACAUGAAUCCAGUAGCCAAGUCCUCUGUGGACAACUUUGCGACCCUCGGCGAGAACAUCCAGUCAUAUUGGCAGGGUGAAGAGCGCUGUAUCUCAGGCACCUCCUUCGCUACUCCAAUAGCAGCGGCGAUGGCGGCGAACAUAUUGGAGUUUGUUCGGAGAAAUCUUCGUGUUGACGAAGCCUACGCUCUCCAGGCCUAUGGGCCAAUGCGGAGACUAUUCCGUUACAAAAUGACGGACAAUGGUGAGACUAAUGGGGCAUAUCAUUGUAUCAAACCCUGGAGUGACCAGCUAUGGGGAAGUGGGGCCAAUAAUGAGCAUGUGGCUAGAGUCUUCAGUGAGUUUCUCAUACACUGGACCUAG
Fusarium verticillioides 7600 is the source of this 2622-nucleotide messenger RNA. RefSeq lists its product as hypothetical. Gene Ontology annotation, biological process: proteolysis. Gene Ontology annotation, molecular function: serine-type endopeptidase activity. The record is from RefSeq and is a predicted model, not a curated record. Bases 1 to 2622 code for a protein of 873 amino acids. The transcript is spliced from 5 exons. NCBI's taxonomy places the organism in Eukaryota, Fungi, Ascomycota, Sordariomycetes, Hypocreales, Nectriaceae.